GGCACCAUGCUGAGCUUCAACCUUCACCUUGAUCCAUGAGGACUGGAGGGAAAAAAACACAUCCUCAGAUCACUGAACACUGGCCUGCACUUCUGGGUACGGCUUGAGUCAGCUGACCAGGAACCAGCCAAUCAGAAGUGGUUCGCUGGUGUAAAUAAAGAGUCGGUUUGCGCCCGUGUAAACAGCGACCGAGAGGGAGAAACCGGGCAGAAACAUGGUGGAGACGAAACACAGCGACACGAAGGGAGCUGCCACAACAGACAGCAGCAGCAGCAGCAGCAGACAGGAGGGCCCCGGAGGACUGUGGGACUCUGUGAAGAAAGCUGCGUUUGUCAUUGGAUCCGGAAUCUUGUUCUUGGCCGCGUUCGGCAACUCGCUCACAUGGCAUCUUCAGAGAUUCUGGGGAGCUUCAGGAGAUUUCUGGCAGAACCUGUGGACUAAGCUGUACCUGGCAUUUGAAGGUCACGAUGCUGCUCUGUUCUUCUUUGGGACGAUGUUAUUCCCCACUCUGACGUUCUGGGUGUCGAAUGCUCUGCUGCUAUUGGUUGACACCACGGGUAAACCCUCCUUCAUCACUCGCUACCGGAUCCAGGUGGACAAGAAUAACCCGGUGGAUCCUGUGAAGCUUCGCCACGCAGUGAAGACUGUCCUGUUCAACCAGGUGUUCAUCUCCGGACCCAUGGUGGUGGUGGUUUACUACCUGAUGUCCUGGCUGGGAAACCCCUGUAGCCCCGAGCUGCCCACAUUCCACUGGGCCCUGACGGAGCUGGCCGCUUUCGCCAUCUUAGAGGAAAUUCUGUUUUACUACUCACACAGGCUGUUCCACCAUCCGGGCCUCUACAAGCAUUUCCACAAACAGCACCACGAGUGGACCGCUCCCAUCGGAGUCGUCGCCAUCUACGCUCAUCCUCUGGAGCACGUGAUCUCCAACAUGCUGCCUGUGGUGAUCGGACCUGUGAUCCUGGGCUCCCACCUGUCCACCACCACCCUCUGGUACUGCCUGGCUCUGGUCAGCACCACCAUCUCCCACUGUGGGUACCACCUCCCCUUCCUGCCCUCUCCGGAGUUCCACGAUUUCCACCACCUCAGGUUCAACCAGUGUUUCGGGGUCUUUGGUGUGCUGGACCGGCUCCAUGGCACUGACACUAAAUUCAGGCAGACCAAGCAGUACGAGCGCCACACCCUGCUCACCAGCCUCACCCCGCUGACCGAGAGCAUCCCGGAUUCACCCAAGAAAGGCCAGUGAUGAACCUGUGAACUUUGACCUCUAACCUCAGGCUCUGGGCCUCAACAAGUUUGGGAAACAUCGCCCACGAUACGUGGCGCCAAAAAUUCCCAAUCAACUUUAUAAUGACAAUUAGAUUUGAUUAUUUUAAUCCAGGAAACCUGUUGAUCAGUUUCAGGCACCAGCUUCACUAAAUGCACUAAACCAGAUGUGCAGGUGUCAGGCACUUUUAAAAGUUUAGCCUCCUCACUAUUUUUCCUUGUUUUUUCUUGUAAAUUUAUGACUUUAAUCAUAAAUUCAUUUUUUUCUCAGAAUAUUACACCCUCCCCUAGCUCUGUAAAUAGUUUUUAAAUGGCCCUAGUGCGCCGUUGCAGUUCCCUGCUCGAGUAAAUGUAAGAAUUUGGUGGUGGAUUAUUUAUCUCCCAGAUUCCACUAACUCAUCUCUGUCCCUCCUCCCUAGUUAAACUAAAGUAGAGGGAAACUCUGCAGUAUGAAUAAACCACUCCAGUUAUUCUCAGUGUGAAGCACCUGAAACAUGGUCAGCAUGGGAGUGAGAGAAGCUCGUUAUGCUGCAGUCAGAGCUUCCAACAUUCCUGAAUAAGGACAGAGGGCUACAGCUACUGAGCUUGUUUUAACGUAAAUAUAACUCUCUUAUCUUUCUAUCAUGUGAAAUUGUCACAUCAUAGAAAUGUCAAUCAUCUCUCAGUCCACUAACCCAGUUGAAAUUAUUGUGUCCUGACGACAGCCACAAAACAUGUCCUCACUGUUCUUUAUGAAUCGUAGCUUUAACACCAGGUAUAAUAACUAUUUUAAAUGCUGUAUUAUUAAUGCAUUAAUCUUAAGUUAUGUAUUAAUUCUUAUUAACAGAGUUUAUAUUUUAAGUAAAGUUUAGUAACAGCUCAUCAGUCCAGACUCUUCUGCUGCAGACAGAAGAUACAUUUGCACUUUUUAAUUUUCAUGGCACUUAAACAAACCCCUGAAUGUUAAAUGUGUCUUUUUGUAUUAUAGAAGGCCUCUGUAAUGCUUGUAUAAGAAGAAAUGAAUGUUGGGAAGAAAAAAGACCUUUGAAACAUUUCCUACUGUGAUUAAUACAAGAAUGUUUUGACUGGACUGUUAAAUAUUAUAAAAACAUUUAAAAAAAGA
This is a messenger RNA of Lates calcarifer (barramundi perch), 2368 nucleotides long. It is a transcript of the gene faxdc2, whose product is annotated as fatty acid hydroxylase domain containing 2. NCBI's taxonomy places the organism in Eukaryota, Metazoa, Chordata, Actinopteri, Centropomidae. The coding region runs from base 215 to 1246 and encodes 343 amino acids. The record is from RefSeq and is a predicted model, not a curated record. Gene Ontology annotation, molecular function: iron ion binding; C-4 methylsterol oxidase activity. The transcript has 9 exons. Gene Ontology annotation, biological process: sterol biosynthetic process.